Messenger RNA from Cyprinodon tularosa, 1927 nucleotides. RefSeq lists its product as uncharacterized. Lineage: Eukaryota; Metazoa; Chordata; Actinopteri; Cyprinodontiformes; Cyprinodontidae. Gene Ontology annotation, cellular component: external side of plasma membrane. The coding region runs from base 146 to 1279 and encodes 377 amino acids. Gene Ontology annotation, biological process: T cell costimulation; positive regulation of T cell proliferation; cellular response to lipopolysaccharide. The record is from RefSeq and is a predicted model, not a curated record. The transcript has 10 exons.
CAUGAGAGAAGCCUAAGCCCCUCCCUUUAGGCUGUUCUUACUCAUAUCGAAAGUGAAAGUUAGAUAAAGAAUGUUGCUUCGUGUCGCAGCCGCCACUUGUUCUCUGCGUCUCUGAGCGGCGGAGGAGCCUUUAUGGUUAAAAGAAAUGGCCUCGCUUUACUGGUUCCUCGUUGGGGUCCUGUUUUUCUCUCUCUAUGCAGUGGCUGAAAGCUCUUUUGUUAAAGUGGCAUGUGAUCCCAUAAGCAUGGGCCAGGUGAACCAUCAAUCGUUGCUGAAGUGUGAGGUCAAACUGACGCAGCCUAUACCAGAUUUACAAAUCACCGUGGUGGUCUGGAAGAAGAAAGGGCAUGAAAGUCCUAUUGCAGUUUAUGAUUUCAGAAAGAACGACCAAUUUAAAGAGCAACCGGGCUUUACGUUUCCUAACCGCAACAUUAACAACUUCAACGUUUCUCUGCUCAUCAGCAACACUGAAGUGAAGCACCAGGGAAAGUAUACCUGCAUGGUGGUUACAAGUAGUGGUAGCAGCAACAGCCAAACAGAACUCAAAGUGACGGCCAGAUACAGUAACCUGACCGUCCGUGGCAUCAAUGCAUAUAAUGAUCCCAAAGUAAGCAGGAUCCUGAUUUGUGAGGCUACCGGUGGCUACCCAGAAGGCAACCUGAGAUGGAUUGUUGAGAACAACACAGACUGGACGAAAAGCUCCAAGCAAACUGCGACCAAGAUGGAAAACGGUCUGUUGAAGAUGCACAGCGAGCUGCCCCUGCUGAAAGGGUCUACCUUCGAUCGAUACGCCUGUGUGCUGUUCAAUUCCAGCGGUGGCAGACAGGAAUCCGUCCUCUUCACACCCUAUAACCAAGGCCUUUUCAUCUCUCAUGGAAAAUUCUUCCAGCAGACCUGUUGGCUAACUCUCACCUGUGCUCCAUCUUUCUUCGUCUGGUUAAAGCUGCUAAAGCAGCAGAUCUUAUUUGAAGACGUGUCAGAAUCUUUUCCUGUUUUCUUUCAUUAUUGUAAUAAAAGUUUUACAUUUUGCUCCACAGGUUCCCAAUUCGAUUCUGAGCCAAAAGCGGAACAAUCAAAAUCUACAUCAGCCAUAGUGGCUCCAGUGGUGGUCAUCGGGUCACUGAUUGUGGGGUUGCUGCUGGCGCUGCUGUUCUUCAGAAGACGAUCUCAAAAACAGCGGAGGCCAUCAACUGCUCCUCUGAUGGGGGAGCAUCACAUGGUUCCUUCAGCUCCAGAAGCCGAAAUGGUUGAUGAUCCUCCUCCUGCGUAUGAGCCCUAACACAGCUUGCCUUAAGGGGACUCAACGAGCGUUAAUGCAUUGAUUUACUGCGUGACUCCAAAUCAGCACUUCCUUCCUCGCUAAAACCACCCGUAUGACAUAACCUUCCUCCAGCUUAUAACUGCGUAUUUUCAGGGAUAACUUACUGUAAUUCACCACUCAGCUUACCACGAAUCUGAACUCAGCAGAAACACUGUUAAAGACUCAAAUGAAGAUAAAACGAGAUCGGCUUCGCCGGUUAUGCGUGGAAAACAGAAGCGACUUCCAAAAAGGUGGUUAAAAUGUUGAGGAAAAACAGAAAUAUACCUACGAUCCUGCAUGGUAGGUAAUGAUGGGUAUAAGAAGUGGACACAGGGUCCAGCCAGAGUUGAGAGGUGGAUGAAUAUAAGCAUACAGAUAAUAUGUCUGUUGUUUUUUGUCUUUUUUAAUGGUUUUUUUUUUUUGUCUUGUUUGGCCAACUCUGUAAUUGUAGCCUUUGGCAGCUUAUCGUGAGUUUGUCUUUUUAUGUGAUGAUAUGCUAUAAGGAAAGCACUGAAUCAGAGGGGGGAGGGGUUUAAAAAGUAGGCACUAGGAUGUGUGGACUUUAUGUGUUUUAGAGCUCUUUAAUUUUGUCUUUUUUGUUUAUUUUUUAAAUAAAACGUCAGAAAG